Messenger RNA from Peromyscus californicus insignis, 5489 nucleotides. RefSeq names its product DENN domain containing 2D (gene Dennd2d). The transcript has 12 exons. The coding region runs from base 3626 to 5062 and encodes 478 amino acids. Gene Ontology annotation, cellular component: cytosol; nucleoplasm. The record is from RefSeq and is a predicted model, not a curated record. NCBI's taxonomy places the organism in Eukaryota, Metazoa, Chordata, Mammalia, Rodentia, Cricetidae.
CACAGCGCGCGGGGGAGAGGGCGUGGGGACCUGGGCGCCAGAACUGUAGGCUCAGUGCGGCACUGGGGGCAAGGUCGAGGAGCCGUUUGGGCGGAUCUGGGAGAGCUGGGCAGGAGGCAGGUGAGCUCAAGGAAGCAGGUAUUGAUCAGCAAGUGGACAGACCUGCUGGGUCCGAGAAGAAGCCUGGUGACCAGAAACCUGCAACGGUUGCGGGGCUCUGGGUCGUGGGCCACGUGUCCUUCCAUCCAGGAAGCUUGUGGUGCAGCCACUUUAUGGCUAAAGAGUUUGAGUUGCCAAGCCGUCCGGGAGGCGCUUCGCUUCCCUACUUAGCUAGCUGCCGAGGGCUGGACUGGCGUUUAAGUUUGUUCAGUUCCAGGGAGCCAGCUUGUCCUUGCCGAUAACCGCGCCACAAAAACUGGUCUCCCCAAUGCCUCAGCACUGGCCAAGGCGGGGGUGGGGUUGUGGGGAGCAGGUAGACCAGCCCAGCUGUUUUCUCAGUCCUGACCUUGAGUCCUGACCUGUGAGAUGGGAAUCUUUUCCCUGUUCCGGGUGCAUGGUAGGGGUGAAAUGAGACGUCUCAUCGUGUUUCCUUUCUUCGUAUCUGGAGCACUAGAAUUUGGAAGAAAGGCGAUUAGGAUUUAUUAAUGUGUCCAUUCAUUCAACAAACAUCUGUUGCUGUUUAUGUCUGGCCAGGGCUAUGGCUGAGCUGCCACCCCCGAGUUCGCACAGAGCCCAUGCUUCUGAAAAGAGGACUGAAAGGUUUUUAAGGGUCAUCCCCAGAGAGCUCACCCCUUCCAGUAUUUGCAAGUGAAGAGGUCAGUGGGCCCCUCUCCUAAUAGGCCCCAGGGUUGGAGAGCCCCAGAGCUGAGGUCAGUGCUUCCUUCUCGGAACUACAGUGACUUGUGACUGCUCUGUUCUCUGUCCUUUCUCACUUCUGCCACCCUCCCGCCUGCUCCAGAUGUGGUGCUCCAGCUGUGGUUGUUCUUGCAUGUGCCCCUUCCAUCUGCAUGCAAGGGAGGGGUCUGCAAUCGCUGGAGCAGUAUGUAGGGAGGAGAUGGGUCUUGUCUUUUCUUUUUUUUUUUUUUUCCUGGCUUGGUUUUGGUUUUCUUGGGCUUCCUAGAUCUGGGUAAUCUGCUGAAUGGCUGGAAUCUGCUUCCUGGACCUCAAGAGGACACAUUUCAGUUGUUCUCUCGCCUUACCCUUUACAGCAGCAUAAAGGUUGCAAUGGUUUCUGGGGGUGCUUCCCUGUGGUUGAGGAACAGGAAGGCAGGCCCAUAUGUGCCUGUUCACAAGUUUAGCACCUGUCAGGUCAUAUGGGAGUGGCUUUUUCAUCUUUCUUGCUCUCCUACUGCUUCCUGGGGGAUUUCCCCUUCAGGCUCAGGCAGUUGUUUCUCAGAGUGGGGUGUGUGUGUGUGUGUGUGUGUGUGUGUGUGUGUGUGUGUGUGUGAAAAACACUGGUAGGGAAGACUGCUGCUGUGGUUCUGGGUUGCUAGCACUAGCAGUUCAGCAAAGAACAAACAACAACUUUUCAGAUCAAGGUUCCCCAAAGUCCCCUCUUUCCUUCAGGUGCCUGUGGGAGGGACUUCCUGGUGGAAGAAAGAGUAGAACCAGACUCUUGACUUCCCUAGAAGGGUGGCUUCUUCCUCAAUUAAAAAUGAGGAUAAAUCCAUUCCAGGGCAUUAGGGAUUAAGUGAGAUGCCUUACAGUAUGCAGGAAUUUGAUGUGGAUUAGUUCUUCUCAGACUUUUCGGUGAUAACCCCUUUUGAAAGGGGAAGAUGGAGAAGGCACUCUUUUGUUGAAUCUCUUUAGCCUCAGCCCGAAAAGUCUAGUUACUUUGCUUUGGUCUAGGAUUUCUGACUCUGCUGUUCCCUCAUUUCUCCUGAUAAAGCAGGAGGAAAUGGUGUGAAAAUGCUGCCCCAAGGACUUAGGAAAAGACUUAUUUCCUGAGGUUCUGGAAUGAUCGGGAAGACAAUUCUGGCUUUACAAGCCAUUUGCUUACUGCUCCACCCCCAACACACACACACACACACACACACACACACACACACACACACACACACACACCAUGGGAUGUUGACUAUGUAAUACACCAGAAGGCCUGAGCCUGGAUUUGGAACCCUUAUAAUGCCCAUCUUCUAUAGACCCUGUUCAUUUUAAAUCACCUGAGUAAUUAACGCCUCAGUUUUCACUUCUGUAUCAGACAGGUGCAGAUUGUGUAAGGAGUCUAUACAGGGUACAAGAAAGACACAAAGACUGCCUGGUUAAUCCCUCUCACUGAUCCAGCUCUCAUCCUAUUUAUGAUGACUGGAGCUUCCCCAACAAGUCAGCUUUGGACCUCUGAGUCUCUACUUUUACUGGUGCCACAAAGGCCCAUUUUUAGAGCUCUUAGGAGCAGAGCAACAGCCUUCCUACCAUAGCAACACACUCCCUCCCAGAGGGCUGCUAAUUCUUUGCAGGAGUGGCAGACACAGGCACCAGAUCUUUUUGCUUCCUCCCUCCCCAUUAAGCAACUUCCUGGCAAAGGCUCUUCCCUCUCAUCCCAUGCAUUUCCUCAUUCAGGACUUUCUGUGAGAAACCUGGGUUAUCAAUGACUACUUUCCCGCUCUUCCUCAACCUCCAGACACAGCACUGGGUCUGCACCUUAGGAUGUUGACCUGGCCCAACCAGGAGAAAGGCUGAGCAGGAGCUGUGGAGGGGUGAAGAUGCUCUGUAUCCCGACUGAUGCUGAUGCAACCAGUCCCCUAUUUUAGGCUAGGGACAAUUUCCUGAGUCAGUGCUUCCUUUAGAAAGAGGGAAUCUGCUGGAGCCCUGGAACAGUCUCAGUGAAAGAGUUCUCUGCCUAGGACAUGUUUCGGGGGAAGGGCGUUGCCUUUAUAGUUAUACUUGCAGUAUCAGGAACUCUCAGAGGUGGUCUUUGUUUUUUACUUCACCAUCAGGAGAGGAUCCAUGGGGUCUGUCAAGAGACUCCCUCUCUUGCUAGAAGUUAUUUAGAGAAUCAUUGGGCGGGUCUACUUAUCUGAAUCAGGACAAGGCAGUGGCAUCUUGGCUGCAGGAAGUGUCCAGUCCUGUGUUCUUGGUUGAGAUCCUGAAGUCCUGUGUUUUAUAGUUCGCCAGUUGGUCUGGUAGGACUUUGCAGCUUCUGAUGAGCAACUUGAGAAGUAAAUGGAGGGCAAUCAAAGAUAUGGGAUGUAAAAUACCUAUGCUGAGACCCAGGAGGUGCUGGAGUCCCUGGUCUGAUUUUUCCAGUUAUCCCUCACUGCCGGAGGUUGUAAAUAAACUCACCACAUGGUCUGCGGCACCGGAAUUCAAAGCCCUUAGUCCAGAAGCAGCUGUGCCUUGAGAUGUUUGCUCAUGACCUUUUCUCUUACCACACCCUGGGGCUCUUGGGAGGAGCCAAGAGCUGAGCUGUAGUGCCAGGAUGCUGCCUCUGUCAGUGCCCACGUUAAGCUGCCUCGUGGGUCCUUUCACAUCCUUCUUGCUCAACGACGGAGUACACAGGAUGGAAACUGCUCUCUGCUUUUGGGAGACAGCACAUGGUUCAGCUUAAUAAAGCUGUGAUUGGAGACCAAAGCAGAAGGCACUUUCUCAGGCUUUCUGUGGCCAGCCUGAAGGAGAAAGAACAUUCAUGCCCCCCAAGCCCAGACCGAUGGAAGGACAAGGGGUAGGCCGAACCCUCAGGCUGCUCCGAAAUCGCUUACCACGACUUGGAGCAGGACCUUCCCAGAACAAUCCUGGGGAAGCUGUCCCAGAACCAGAAAGGACCCAGGAACAUUCCCUGUCUAGCUUUGCUGGAGGCCAGCACUUCUUUGAAUACCUUCUUGUUGUUUCUUUAAAGAAAAAGCGUUCAGGGGAUGAAUAUGAACCCACGAUCACCUACCAGUUUCCCAAGAGGGAGAACCUGCUACGGGGCCAACAGGAGGAGGAGGAACGUCUGCUCAAAGCCAUUCCUUUGUUCUGCUUCCCUGAUGGGAAUGAGUGGGCACCACUCACAGAUUAUCCCAGGGAGACCUUCUCAUUUGUCCUGACCAACGUGGAUGGAAGCAGGAAGAUUGGAUACUGCAGGCGCCUUCUGCCUGCCGGUCCUGGCCCUCGCCUUCCCAAGGUAUACUGCAUCAUCAGCUGCAUCGGCUGCUUCGGCUUGUUCUCCAAGAUACUAGAUGAAGUAGAGAAGAGACAUCAGAUCUCCAUGGCUGUCAUCUACCCAUUCAUGCAAGGUCUCCGAGAGGCAGCCUUCCCUGCACCUGGAAAGACUGUCACCCUUAAGAGCUUCAUCCCUGACUCAGGCACGGAGUUCAUCUCACUGACACGGCCCCUGGACUCCCACCUAGAACAUGUGGACUUUAGUGCUCUGUUGCACUGUCUCCAUUUUGAGCAGAUUAUUCAGAUCUUUGCCUCUGCAGUACUGGAAAGAAAAAUCAUCUUCCUGGCAGAAGGUCUCAGUACCCUGUCUCAGUGUAUUCACGCUGCAGCUGCUCUGCUCUACCCCUUUAGUUGGGCACACACGUACAUCCCUGUGGUUCCCGAGAGCCUUCUGGCCACUGUCUGCUGCCCCACCCCUUUCAUGGUUGGGGUACAGAUGCGCUUCCAGCAGGAGGUUAUGGACAGUCCUAUGGAAGAGGUCCUGUUGGUGAAUCUUUGCGAAGGAACCUUCUUAUUGUCGGUUGGUGAUGAAAAAGACAUCCUACCACCAAAACUUCAGGGUGACAUCUUGAACUCUCUUGGUCAGGGGAUAAAUGAGCUAAAGACUUCAGAACAAAUCAAUGAGCAUGUUUCAGGCCCUUUUGUGCAGUUCUUCGUCAAGACUGUGGGCCACUAUGCCUCCUAUAUCAAACGGGAGGCUAGUGGGCAAGGCCACUUCCAAGAACGAUCCUUCUGUAAGGCUGUCACCUCCAAAACAAAGCGCCGAUUCGUGAAGAAGUUUGUGAAGACACAACUUUUCUCCCUGUUCAUCCAGGAAGCAGAGAAGAGCAGGAAUCCUCCUGCAGGCUAUUUCCAAAAGAAAAUACUUGAAUACGAGGAACAGAAGAAACAAAAGAAAUCAAGAGAAAAGACUGUGAAGUAAAAGCCGUUGUGAGCAACAGUGUCUACAGCUACAGGCCAAUUUGGACUUUGGCCCUUCUGUUGUGACAGGAUCAGAGAGCCCCUCAGUCCUGGAAUCCAUGGCUUCCUUCCAACUGGCAAUCCAGUCCUGCUUCAAAGUGGUGUCUGAGUUUGGGAUCCUUGGUGUCAGGGUUUCUCAGAACUUUGAGAACUCUCAUCCAAGCUCAUAGAACUGUACUCAAAGCUGCAGUUUUAGCAGAAUGGACACAGUGAUAAACAGUAGUACAGUUGUGGGUGCUUGAUUAGAAGUUGCCGCCAAUGCCAUCUCCUGGGAACCACUGUUAUGGAAUCCUCAGCAGAGAACACUGUUUGGCCCAACAACCCAUGUACGAAAUAGUGGUCUGACAUGUGAGGAUGAGAAUAAAGAUGAAAACCUUGUUGCUUGUCAA